CUUCAAGGUAAACUACUGGCCGACUGAACAGGUGCACACCGAGACUAUCGUGUAUUCAAGCAUAGACUGCAUCUCUUGAAAGUAAUCAUGCUCGGUCUCAAGCUGCAGGUUGCCAGCAGCCUGCUAUUGCUUGGCGCACUUGUGGCACAGGCGAAAUACAUCGUCCCAGGCGCAAGAUGGCGUGACACGGAUGGCGAACUUGUGAAUGCCCACGCGGGUAAUGUCGUUCUUGAUAACAGCACGUCGAAGUUCUGGUUAUUUGGCGAAUACAAGGUCCAGGGCCAGGUGGAAGGGGGUGGUGUGUCGGUCUACAGCUCUGACGACUUGGCUACCUGGACGUUCCACGGACUUGCUUUGGAACCUAUUGAAGGCCACCGCUACAUCUCCCCUAGCAGCAUUAUCCAACGACCCAAAGUCAUAUAUAGCGAGGCAGCGGGCCAGUAUCACAUGUGGUGGCACGCCGACAAUUCCAGCUACGGUCUUCUUCUGCAGGGCCUCGCCACUUCAGACAAGAUCGAAGGGCCGUACAGCUUCGUAGACGCGACCAGCCCUCUAGGAAACUGGUCGCAAGACUUCGGCAUGUUCACCGACUACAAAGACGGCCGCACCUACGCGCUGUACUCAAACGGUGACAGAGCAGAGGGCCGGGAUGUGUACUUGACCUCGUACAACGAAGAGGUCACGGCGCUCGAUGAGGUGGUCCAUCGGUUCGACAAGUAUGACCUGGAGGCGCCGACGAUCCUGCAGACUGAGAAGAGCUACUAUGCGCUGAUGAGCCACAAGACGGGAUACAGGCCUAACAACGUGGUUGCGUUCCGUGCGGAUAGCUUGAGCGGCCCCUGGUCUCAGCCAUGGAUCGUUUCGCCGCUUAACACGCGGACCUUCAGUUCCCAAUCUGGCUUCACGCUGAGGAUUGACGGGUCUGUCAAGACGACGUAUCUAUAUCUCGGCGAUCAGUGGGACUCUAAUUCUCUCUGGGAGAGCCGAUAUAUCUGGCUGCCCAUCGCAAUCGACGAUGACAAGAAGACGCUUGCAGUCGAAUGGCACGAUGUCUACGAUUUGGACGUCAAAACCGGUGAAUACAAGACUGUUGAGGGCAAAGAGUACUUGGCAACUGAUGCUAUAACGAAUGGAAACGCUUUCAAGCAAGAAGCCAAUUUCGCCACCGGCGGAGUAAUCGCGACGGGUAUCGAAGGCAACGACAGUACUGUCACCUUCAGCGGGAUAGAAGGAACCGGAAAGCCGCAAUGGGUAUCGUUCUACUACCAGAACACCGAUGAUAUGGGGUAUGGAGAUCAGCCCGGAGGUUCCCCGGACCGCAUCGGUGGUUCGUGGCAGUUAAGACGCAUCAGCAGCGUUGUGGUGAACGGGAACGUGGAAAAUGUCGAGACGCUGUACCAGAGGGACACGCACAAGGGCAUAAUUCUCUCGACGCCGCUGCAACUGACUUUGGAAGAGGGUGUAAAUAACACCAUCACAGUGGGUGGGUUGUUCAAUGGAUUUACAUAUAAAGGGGCGGAUAUCGAUAAGCUCGUUGUCUAUCCGCCAGAGGCCUAGGUUACUACUAGGCCCCUAGGUAAGUAGAUGAUAGCCUUUUUUUACGUUGCCAUAAAUCGUAAAUCUAAAAUGGUUCUUUGGGUACCUACCUAGGUAUUCAAAGACUCUUAUCACAUACUCUCAUUAUUCAUCUAAUUCGUCUGUUGAUUACCUAAAUCGUAAGGCAUCGAGUCCUUUCACG
Messenger RNA from Hypoxylon fragiforme, 1738 nucleotides. Its product is annotated as carbohydrate-binding module family 35 protein. Gene Ontology annotation, biological process: carbohydrate metabolic process. The record is from RefSeq and is a predicted model, not a curated record. The transcript is spliced from 8 exons. Lineage: Eukaryota; Fungi; Ascomycota; Sordariomycetes; Xylariales; Hypoxylaceae. Gene Ontology annotation, molecular function: hydrolase activity, hydrolyzing O-glycosyl compounds. The coding region runs from base 88 to 1557 and encodes 489 amino acids.